UCAGGGUGGGAGUUAGCCGCUAGCACUGUGAGCUAACAGCCGGAGUGUGUAAUGGCGGCCUCGGUGUUGCUGGGGUCUGCGGACAACACCGGACUCAGCUUUACGGUGGGAGGCGGCGGUGGCGGCGGCACCGGGAAUGUUUCAGUCGGGAAUAAUAACGGACUGGGGCCGGCGGGUCCGGCGCCCUGGAACCGCUCUUUGGACCGGGCUUUAGACGAAGCCUCGGCCACCGGGUGUCUGAACCUCAGCGGCAGGAAGCUGAAGGAGUUCCCCCGGAGCGCCGCCAACCACGACCUGACGGACACUACCAGGGCCGACCUGUCCAGGAACCGUCUCUCAGAGCUUCCUCUGGAGGUUUGUGUCUUUGUGUCUCUGGAGAGUCUCAACCUGUACCAGAACUGUCUGAGGUCUCUACCAGACAGUCUGCUCAACCUGCAGGCCCUCACCUACCUGAACCUCAGUCGGAACCAGCUGUCUGUCCUCCCUGUGGUGGUCUGCAGUCUUCCUCUGAAGGUUUUGAUCGCCUGCAACAACAAACUGGUUUCACUGCCAGAAGAGCUGGGACAGCUGAGACACCUUACUGAACUGGAUGUGAGCUGUAAUGAGAUCCAGACUCUACCGUCUCAGGUGGGUCAGCUUGAGACUCUACGAGACCUGAACAUCAGGAGGAACCACCUGGUCAGACUGCCUUCAGAGCUGGCCGACCUCCCUCUGGUGCGUCUGGAUUUCUCGUGCAACAAGGUGACCUCCAUCCCCGUCUGCUACCGACAGCUCACUCAGCUCCAGACCAUCGUCCUUGACAACAACCCCCUGCAGACCCCACCUGCACAGAUCUGUAUUAAAGGGAAGAUCCACAUAUUUAAGUACCUGAACCUGGAGGCCAGUAAGACCACCCCUGACCUCCCAGACUACGACAGACGACCUGCGACCUACGGCUCCUGUGCUGAUGAGCUGUACCCUGGCCGCCCGUACGGAGCGCUGGACUCUGGUUUCAACAGUGUGGACAGCGGAGACAAGAGGUGGUCCGGGAACGAGCCCACAGAGGAGCUGUCAGAGCUGCCGCUGAGAGUGGCCGAGAUCAGCAGAGAGCACAGACAGAGAGCAGGAGGAGCAGGAGGAGCAGGAGGAGGUCUCAUGACGAACGGCACACAUGUGGAGCUGGAGCAGAUAGACUUCAUAGACAGCUGUGUGGGGGAGGAAGAGGAGGAGGAGGGGAGGAGUCGAGGGCAAGGAGGAGGAGGAGGAGGAGGAGGGGACAGUAUCAGCCUGAGUUCUCAGUUCAUGGCCUACAUCGAGCGACGCAUCACCAGAGAGGGUUCUCCAGUAAAGACCAACUCCAGCAGGACAGAGGACACGAGGAGACACAACAGGAGUGUGGUUGAUGGUGUCACAGUGCCCUCUAGCACCCAGAGCCAGAGAGGAGCUGCUGGUUCAGGUGGGGUGGAGAGAAUGAGGAGGGAGGCUCAGCUGGCGGCUCUGAGGUACGACGAGGAGAGACAGAAGAACCGACCUCUGCAGAAAGAGACCGUCAGCAGCUACACAAAGCAUAAAGCAGCUCAGAGUCCAACAAAGUCCAGUCCAGACAGUGAGUGUGUCCUGGUCUUUGAGACAGACUUUGACACAAACACCAUAAAGAGACGCCCUGGUUCCCACAGACAGUCUGUGACUGGAGUGUCUGUAGACGGCUGUCGUUCUCUCGCUUCUGAUAGCUCCGCCUCCUGUCUGCUGCAGGGUGAGGACAGAGCUGCUCUGUCUCCUACAGCCAAUCAGUCGCCUUCCUACCAAAACCCAGGGGGCGUGGCCUCCUGCCGGACAGCCAGUCUGAGACCAGAGAGCUUCCUGUUUCGUCUGGGUCAGAAGGAGGAGAAGAGAAAAGGUGAUGCUGCUCCUCAGAGCCAGGAGGAGGCUCCAGCUGCUCCUCCUCUGGUUGGAGAAGAUGCUGAGCUGGUGGAGCAGCUGCGAAAGAACAUCGAGGCUCGUCUGAAGGUGUCGUUGCCUAGCGACCUGGGAGCAGCUCUGACAGACGGGGUGGUGCUCUGUCACUUGGCCAAUCACGUGAGACCACGAUCCGUCCCCAGCAUCCACGUCCCCUCCCCCGCUGUGCCUAAACUCACCAUGGCUAAAUGUCGGCGAAACGUUGAGAACUUCCUGGAGGCGUGCCGCCGGAUGGGAGUUCCACAGGACAGUCUCUGUUCGGUGGGGGACGUCCUGGAGGGGAACGGAGGCGGGGUCUAUGGGACGGUGGGCAUGUUGCUCUCCAUGGCUCCGCCCCAGAUUAGCCCCUCCCCUCGUGUCCAGCUGGCAGGCUUUGCCCUCUUCUACCUGUCUGUCAUGUCAGUGCUAUGUGCCAUCUACGUACACCUGGCGCCGCACGUCUGAACCCAACCUGACCAGAUACCCCACAGACAGCACAGACAACAGACAGCAACAGACAUUAUUCUAGUUCACCAAUAAUAGCUCAGUAUCGCAAAAUAACGUGCACCAAAUGUAAAGUAAUAGUUUAAAUAAGAGUAAUAUUUAGACUUGUUUAGAGCAAACACUGGAGGCAUUGGGACACGGCUAGCUUGGCCGCUCUGUAUAUCAUCCAUUCUUUCUGCCACUUACUAAAGUCCACGUAGAACUGGCUGAAGUAAGAAGUCCUCCUCCGUAGCCACAUCCACCAGCUCUUCCUGGAGGAUCCAGAGGUUUUCCCAGUCCAGAUGGGUCAGGGUACACUCAGUCAGAACCAGAUCGUAGACAUGUUGUCCAACAAUACCAGAUAGAUAUAUGUGGAGACAGCAGAGCUAGAGAGAGGACUUUAGACACUGCACACUUUCUCACCUCCACACAGCCGACAGCACAAAGGGAGGCGCCCAAACCUCCUCAACUAACUCCCUUCAACACGAAGGAGCACCUGCUCUUCUCAGAGUUCCUCCCGGAUGUCUGAGCUCAGACACCCUGCCGAGGAAACUCAUUUCAACCACUGAUAUCCAGAAUCUCUUUCUUUGAGUCACUAUCCAAAGCUCAUGACCACAGGAGCCAGAAACACAAAACCCGAAAGGAUGCGUAGAUGCCUUUCUCCCUAGCGAUGUCCUUCAGCUCCUCCUGGCAGAUCCAGAUGUGUUCCUAGACCAGAUGAGAUAUGUAAUCCCUCCAGUGUGUCCUGCCCUGCCUUCUACUCUCAGCUGGACAUACCUAGAAGCAUCCUAAACAGUUACUGGCUCCUUCUGGGUGUCUGAGCACAACCAGCCUGCAAAGGAAACUCAUUUCGACCUGUCGUUUCCUCCCUAUCACUCCCAGUAGUAGUUUCAGUAGGUCUGCUUUGUAUGAUGGACUUCUGUGGUCUCUGCUAGGCAAUAGAAUUCAGUGACAUUUUAUCGGAUCACAAUCCAGUGUUGUUUCCACAUGUAAAAACAAAUUUUAUCAAUGUACUUUAUUGAGUCUAAAGAUGUUCAGCUUUCAAUGUUUGUAAUUGUUUUGUACUGACGAACAAAUCAAAUCACUCAAGCCUUUAAAGUCCUGAAUCCCUGCUGUCAGAACUUCAGGUUUGGACUCAACUUGUAAGACUUGGAUUUGGGCCAUGACCAAAAGACAAACUUAACUUUGAUAGUGACUUGAUGUCACACCAAGACCUUCUUGAGGAGCAGAAGGUAAAGGUGUGUUUGUUAGUGAAGACCAGCAGGCAGACAAAUAAUUACUGGGACUCUAUGCACAAAGUUUAAGACCUGGGACUUGUUAGUCUUGACUUGGGACUUGUUAGCCUUGAUUUUGGACUUAUUAGCAUUGACUAAGAACUUGUUGGCCUGGACUUAGGAUUUGUUGGCCUAUAUUUGGGACAUGUUGGAUUUUAUUUGGGACUUGCUGGUCUUGACUCAGGACUUCAUAGUCAAGAACAAUCCAAAACAAGGUUUUAGUCCACCUCUGCUGAACUUGCCAUAUGUCCCUUGCGUCCCUGAGGGUUUCUGUUAAGCCAUAAAGGAUCUUGAGGUCCCUCGGGUGGUUGUUUAAACUUGACAAUCCCACAAAGUUGGAGGUUUACCCUAAAUCUUGUUUCCUGCCAGUUGAAUCUCCGCCCCCUGUGCCUUAUGUUUGGUUGCCUGUCUGAGUGUGUUUUUUACAGUUUUUACUGUGGUCCAGAGCCAGUCCCCCCCCCCUGAAGACCCUCCCUGGGUCAGAAACCUGCCAAAAUCUGUGUUUUCCACUUGUGGUCUUCCUCUCUUUGACAGUGUUUGAGCAACUCAGUUGAUGCGUCGUAAACAAACUUGGGGCAGUCGUCCCUUCAUUGGGGGAAGAAGACCUGAUGAACGUGUAGGAACCCUUCAGUGUUAGCACAAAGCCCUUCAGUCCCCUGCAGGAACCCAACAAACCCUGGUUCUGCAUUUGUUUCCACUGUCCUCCGACUGCUUUGAGAACGACUACCAGGAACUCAAUCUGGGCUCUGCUCAGGAGGUGACGUUAAAUCCAGGUUCAGGUGUAAAAAGUGUGGUCGAUGGCAGCGUGGUCGAUGGCAGCGUGGUCAGUGGUGAUUGGACGACUGCAAUAAGCACAAGAACAGUAACCGCCAUUUUACUGCAUCUGUAUAGAGGAGAGCAACCGGCACUUUAAAGACAGAACUUUAGCUGGACAAACCAACGUGUCUAAGCCUCAUUAGUGUUUGUGUAGACGAAGUCAUUCAGAGUCAGUCAGGGUUCUGUUCAGGUUCUGGUCAGAACCAGGUUGGCACGUUCCUGCAGUGGAAAGUUCUCCUCUUAACCAGCAGCUGUAAUCCAGCUGUUUACUGGUCGACUUUAUCCUUUGAUGGCACUUGUUUUUUUGUAAGAGAUGAAGAGUGAGGAUGAUGUUUUUUAAAGGACUGUGUUUGUGCUCUGAACAUUAAUAAAAUAAACUGCAGCACCUCGA
Messenger RNA from Dicentrarchus labrax (European seabass), 4878 nucleotides. It is a transcript of the gene lrch3, whose product is annotated as leucine-rich repeats and calponin homology (CH) domain containing 3. Bases 52 to 2379 code for a protein of 775 amino acids. NCBI's taxonomy places the organism in Eukaryota, Metazoa, Chordata, Actinopteri, Moronidae. The transcript is spliced from 21 exons. Gene Ontology annotation, molecular function: protein binding. The record is from RefSeq and is a predicted model, not a curated record.